Molecule: messenger RNA, 660 nt
Organism: Anopheles maculipalpis
Lineage: Eukaryota; Metazoa; Arthropoda; Insecta; Diptera; Culicidae
Gene: Sgf11
Product: SAGA-associated factor 11 homolog
Exons: 2
Coding region: 91-639 (182 amino acids)
Biological process (GO): positive regulation of DNA-templated transcription; regulation of transcription by RNA polymerase II
Cellular component (GO): SAGA complex; DUBm complex
Molecular function (GO): transcription coactivator activity
Source: RefSeq, a predicted model, not a curated record
GCCGACAGCUGCUUGUGAUUGUUUUGUUGUGUAUUUUUUAGUUAAUUACCAUCGGCAUUUUCCUGCAAAAUUUAAACCCCAGCAAGCAGAAUGAGUGAGACCGACGGGAUCCACAUAGAGUACGCGGACGAGCAAGAACUGAUACGGGAAUUUCGUCGGUUUAUGAGUGACCCCGAAACGAGAGAAAAAGCUGCCAACUAUCUGUACGAGUCCCUGGUGGAUGAAACCAUCCUUGGGAUAGUGUACGAGGUGCAUCAUGCUUUCAAGACGGGUUCCGGUGCGGCAGUAGAGGGCGAACCGGAGGACAGCAAACCGUACACGAUCGUUGACCAGCCCGACAUGGACGUAUUCGGAUCGUCCAACACUAAGAAAGCUAUCGACUGCCACUGUCCGAACUGUAAUCGUAUCGUAGCCGCAUCGAGAUUUGCUCCACAUCUGGAAAAGUGCAUGGGUAUGGGAAGAAACUCAUCGCGCAUAGCGAGUCGACGUAUAGCGAAUACGCGUGACGUAGGUACCGGCAAUUAUUUCGGUGGCGAUGAGGACGAUGAAGACGAUGCCGAUUGGUCCGGCGAGAAGAGGAAAAAGAAAAUCUCCCAAGUGCGUACUAAUGGGAGUAAAAAAAAUGGCAAAACCUCAUGAAAGUAGGUGCACGUAUGGGGU